AUGCUACGUGGGGCUGUCAAGCCCCUUGUACGACAGUUUGCUCGCUCUCACUUUACGCUCCGACUGCCAGCCUAUAUGCAUGCUCGAGAAAAGUAUGGCGACUGGUCGCGCAAUCAGCUGCUGCGGCGCAUAGCCCAGCUGGAAGGACGCGCCGAAUCUUUGGGGGUGGAUGUGCCGCCACCUGAGUCGAGCCCGUCAGCGUCAGAUGCGCCGCCCUCCUCCAAAAAGCCGCCGAGACCCUAUGAUGUGUCCGCACAGCCGUGCAGGAAGGUGGCGCUGCGAUUCUGCUACGAUGGUGGCUCGUACUCUGGCCUGGCUGCGCAGGUGGGCCAAAUGACGCCUCUUCCCACGGUCGAAGAAACGAUCUGGGAAGCCCUGUGCACGGCCCGCCUCGUUGAUGCUACCAAGAGCAUGGAGGAAGCGGAUUGGAGUCGGUGUGGUCGUACGGAUGCAGGUGUGAGUGCGGCGGGCCAGGUCGUCGCGCUGUGGAUUCGCAGCCGGUGUGUGGACGAGCGUCCAUGGCGGUACAAGACGGGCGAUGAGCCGAUCGUUCUAACCGAUGCAAGCGAGGAGGAGCUGCCGUAUGUCGCGACGCUGAAUCGUCUGCUUCCUCCGACGAUCCGGAUCCAAGCGUGGUCGCCGGUGCGCCCGUCUUUUUCAGCGCGCUUUGAUUGCGUCUACCGCCACUACAAGUACUUUUUCACGCUUGGCGCCCCGCACACGCUGACGUGGCAGCCGGAAUCACCGUCGCAGUUUGUGGGCCGCCUUGACAUUGAGCGCAUGCGUGAUGCUGCCGCGCGUCUCGUGGGUGAGCAUGAUUUCCGCAACAUGUGCAAGGUGGAUGCCUCCAAGCAAAUCACCAAUUUCCGGCGCCGCAUUGAUGGUGCCACCAUCGACUAUGUCUCUCAUGGCUGGUCCGACAGCGAGAUACCUGAGCCUAUACCCUACCGCACGGAUGAGCCCAUCUACGUAUUGAAUUUGCGCGGAUCGGCCUUUUUGUACCACCAAGUCCGGCACAUCAUGGCUGUGUUGUUCCUGGUGGGUGCGCGUUUAGAGGAGCCAUCGAUCAUCGAUGAGCUCGUGAACGUGGAAACGGGCGCAGCGGCGGCUGAUCGCGUCCACGCGCGGCAGUGGCUCACGAGUGUCGAGCAGGAAGAUGCCGCUACGCCGGACAAGAUGCGCAUGGCGUCGCUUGCCAUGCCGCACGACGACAUGCCCACGGUCGAGACGAGGCCUACCUACGAAAUGGCGGCCGAUCGCCCCCUGAUGCUGUGGGACUGUGGCUUCCGCCCUGAGCAGGUAUCGUGGCGCGCCAGUACCUAUGCAGGCCCGUUGCCUGCGUCGGCGACGUGCAUGGAUUAUACGCCCAGUGUUCGUGCGCUGAGUCAAUUGCAUGCGCUCUGGACCCGCGAGGCCAUUCAUACCGAACUGACGCGGCACCUUGUCCUGGCCAGCAGCACAGGGCACGGCACGCAGCUGCCUGCGAGCACAUCAUUUGCCCGCGCUCGCACGCCGCUGGUACCUGCAUCCGCGGACAUGAACGAGGCUACGGGUCGCGCGCAUCUCGUGCCGCUCGGCAACGGCGUCGUCCGUCCCACGACGCGGUACAAGCCGCUCCUCUCUCGACCUCGCGACGUCUCUGCCGAGGCCAAAAACCAAAAAUGGCGCGAAGGCAAAGGCCGUCGUCGAGCGGAGCGACGUGCGCCUCAUAGCGAUCCUAUCUGA
Molecule: messenger RNA, 1725 nt
Organism: Malassezia restricta
Lineage: Eukaryota; Fungi; Basidiomycota; Malasseziomycetes; Malasseziales; Malasseziaceae
Product: tRNA pseudouridine38/39 synthase
Exons: 1
Coding region: 1-1725 (574 amino acids)
Biological process (GO): tRNA pseudouridine synthesis; mRNA pseudouridine synthesis
Cellular component (GO): nucleus; cytoplasm
Molecular function (GO): RNA binding; pseudouridine synthase activity
Source: RefSeq, a predicted model, not a curated record